Messenger RNA from Erigeron canadensis, 1203 nucleotides. Its product is annotated as peroxidase 72-like. Lineage: Eukaryota; Viridiplantae; Streptophyta; Magnoliopsida; Asterales; Asteraceae. Gene Ontology annotation, molecular function: heme binding; peroxidase activity. The transcript is spliced from 4 exons. The coding region runs from base 10 to 1011 and encodes 333 amino acids. The record is from RefSeq and is a predicted model, not a curated record. Gene Ontology annotation, biological process: hydrogen peroxide catabolic process; response to oxidative stress.
GUCACUAAAAUGGCCAAGUCACCAACAAUGACCAUAACCAUAAUGUUCAUAGCUAUCAUUAUUGCUCCAAACACACUUUGCUACUCUAGGAUAACUAAUGGAGGUUACCUCUACCCCCAGUUCUAUGAUCAAUCUUGCCCACAGGCUACUAACAUAGUCCAAAGCCUUGUUGCAAAAGCCGUUGCAAAAGACCCUCGAAUGGCUGCUUCAUUGCUUAGACUCCAUUUCCAUGAUUGUUUCGUUAAGGGAUGUGAUGCAUCAAUAUUGUUAGACAAUGGUGGCGCACGUAAUGUAGUUAGCGAAAAGGGGUCUCUACCAAAUAGCAAUUCGGUUCGUGGAUUUGAAGUCAUUGAUGAUAUCAAAGCUGCACUAGAGACGGCCUGUCCACAGACCGUCUCUUGUGCAGAUAUUCUGGCUCUGGCAGCCAGAGACUCCACAAUGCUGGCUGGGGGACCGAGUUGGGAAGUCCCGGUUGGAAGAAGGGACUCACUAGGUGCAAGUUUGCAUGGGUCUAAUCACAACAUCCCAGCUCCAAAUAGUACUUUUCAAACCAUCCUCACCAAGUUCAAGCUCAAUGGUCUUGACAUUGUCGAUCUUGUAGCACUUUCAGGAAGUCACACCAUUGGAAAUGCUAGGUGCGCCAGCUUCAAGCAAAGGCUAUAUGGAAACACGGGCAACGGGCAACCUAACCAAUUGUUUGCUGCACAACUGCGUGCAAACUGCCCGAGAUCAGGUGGAAAUGACAACUUAUCAUUUUUGGACAAUGUGACACCAAUAAAGUUUGAUAACGAAUACUACAAGAACUUAAUGGACACCAAAGGGGUUUUGAGUUCUGAUCAAAUAUUGUUUAAGGAAAACCAAGAAACAAUGCAGAUUGUGAAAGAAUAUGCUACCAAUGAAGACAUGUUUUUCCAACAGUUUGCCAAGUCAAUGGUCAAAAUGGGGAAUAUUAGUCCAUUGACCGGAUUCAGAGGACAAAUCCGAAAGACUUGUAGGAAUGUCAACGCUUAAUUAAGAUCGCUUUUGCAGUUCGUAUGUCCAAGUGGUGGAAAGUCGAAACUAUUCAUAAUUAAGGUUCUAAUGAGUCUGAAUCUUCUAAUCAAUAAUGCCUAAUAAGUUGUGAAAGAAAUGUCACCUCUUAGAUACAUUUAUCAUGCAUAAUGCGCAGUAUGUUUCUUGUUAUUUAAAGUUUUAUUAGUUGUA